Molecule: messenger RNA, 1055 nt
Organism: Lentinula edodes (shiitake mushroom)
Lineage: Eukaryota; Fungi; Basidiomycota; Agaricomycetes; Agaricales; Omphalotaceae
Exons: 5
Coding region: 96-983 (295 amino acids)
Source: RefSeq, a predicted model, not a curated record
UCUUGAUUUUCCCCCCUCCUUUACCCGGAAUUUCACCGAUCCAGGUAUAUAGAAAUGAUGCGGCAGCGAGCUAGAGAUUGCUUUGGUGUUCCAAAAUGGUUCUAUUCACAGCUCUCCUCAUCAACACCGCAAUUGCUCUUGCUACUGCAUCCUUGUAUUGGGAUGGGCGGGUUCCACAGACAAUGACUGAAUCGGACCUUGAUUCCUCGAUUGGUCCAUACUUGACCGUUGUCAAAGGGAGUGAGGACGCCUCGCAUUACACAACUCUUCUCGGAACAGAUUCGACGCCAACUCCUCUUUGGAGUUCGGUCGUCUCAGAGCAAGUCGUAUCACUUACCAUAACGAAUAGUUCUAUUUUCGUUCCAGGGGGCAGUACUCCCCAGAAUGGGUUCCGCAGGACAGACCUUAUUGCUCAGGGUAACGGAAGUAACUCUGCCCUAGACGCUAUAAUGGAAGUUGGAGUUUCGAAAUUUUACUUCUCUGUCCAGGAAAAUGAACAGCUUCCCUUGAACUACUCGCAUGAAUACCAAAUUGUAUUCAUAGAACCCUCAGACGGAACCCAUGUUUUUGAACUUCAGUUAGGCACACCUUUCAGCAACCCAAGUACAACUGAAGUUGCCGCUGAUGCAAAAUUUCUGAAAGUCCGGGAUCAUGCGCUCAAUUUAUUGUUCGAAACCCCCUUUACUGCUGGUCGAUGGCACAAUUUCGCAGUCCAGGUCGAUUGGAAAAAUUUGACUCUUCAAGUUUUUUACUCCGUUGGUGCUGCAGAACUAGUCGCCGUUACCUCUGUAGCCCCGAAUCCCACUGCUGCAACAGGGUCAGCGGGGCAAGGUGACUUCCAUGCUGCCCUCUUAAAGCUUCCUAUCGUGGACCCAAGUGAACCUGCUGCAGAACAAAAUGACGUUGUGCAUUACGGGAUCCAAGAAGGGACCACCGAGGGAUUAUUUUAUUCAGGUCUAUUCGUCGAACAGGUUUCGGUAUGAGACUUAAUUGUGUACAUAUAUAUUGAGUGGAAUUCUAUACCUGAACUGGAACCUCAUAAGCUUUUCGAAAAU